This is a messenger RNA of Calliphora vicina (urban bluebottle blowfly), 5048 nucleotides long. RefSeq names its product Keap1 (gene Keap1). Lineage: Eukaryota; Metazoa; Arthropoda; Insecta; Diptera; Calliphoridae. The record is from RefSeq and is a predicted model, not a curated record. The transcript is spliced from 5 exons. Gene Ontology annotation, molecular function: protein binding. Bases 480 to 3119 code for a protein of 879 amino acids.
AUUUGUUUCAACAUUAGUUCUGGGCUGCCAUUCAUUUUAGAAUACGACAUUUUGUUUGCAUUUCCCGUUAAAAGUUUAUAAAAAGUGAUUAAUAAAAAGUUAAUUUUAUCGUGAACAUAAUCGCCAAUAUAUCUGUACUGAUAGCGAUCAUAAGAAUAAAUUUGUAUAUCAAGUGUAUUUUCUCUACAUAUGCAUGUAUCAGCAGCAAUACGACACAUUCAACAUUUAACUUACUUAUAAUUAGAUUUUGUUGUGUUUAGUGAACUUUGAUCACACAAUUUUAGUUGGAAUAUUGUGCUAUUUGUUCUAGCUUUCAUAAAAUGGAAAAAAAUAUGUUGAUAACAAUAGUAAUCAAUCAGUAAUAGAAUAAUUACAUAGCGUUUGGCAUAAAUGAGACCAAGUAUUUCAAAUUGGAAGAUUAUAAACAAACAAACAAAAACAACACAAAUUAAUUGUGAAGAAACACAUAAGUGCACAUAAUGCCACAGAGUAUAGGAAAUAAUAGUAUGACAACUAAUUUCCCAUAUCCAACAAACUCAAAUCGUCAUCAUCAGCCUCAUCUUAGUAAUGGAUUUUAUAACAACAAUAUCCGUAGCAGUAACAAACAAGUGGCUAGACUUGAUAGUGGAUUUUCGAAUUCUCCUGUGGAUAUUGAUGAUACUGAAAUGGAUGUUACAUCCGAUAACAGUAGUCGAUCCCUGUCACAUUGCCAAAGUGCCUGCUCAUAUGGCUCAUCAACAAUUGAUGAACAUGAUGAUUUAAAUGCCAAAGAUGAUGAUAUGACAUUUUGCAUGUCGAACUAUGCAAAGGAAGCUUUAAAAAUGAUGUUUAUGAUGCGUUCCCACAAUAUGCUCACCGAUGUGAUACUCGAAGUGAAACAAGAGCUUUUCCCAGCACAUAAAGUUGUCUUGUCGGCAGCAUCGCCAUAUUUCAAAGCCAUGUUUACAGGAGGUCUAAAGGAGACCGAAAUGUCUCGUGUUCAAUUACAAGGGGUAUGUCCGACAGCUAUGGGUCGCAUUAUAUAUUUUAUGUACACAGGACAUAUACGGGUGACCGAGGUGACAGUUUGCCAGUUGCUGCCAGCAGCAACUAUGUUCCAAGUGCCAAAUGUUAUUGAUGCCUGCUGUGCCUUUCUAGAACGACAAUUGGACCCAACAAAUGCGAUUGGAAUAGCAAGCUUUGCAGAACAACACGGCUGCACUGAACUCCAGAAGAAGGCCAAUCAUUUUAUAGAACGCCAUUUUACACAGGUAUGCCAAGAGGAAGAGUUUCUACAGUUGUCUGCAUAUCAAUUGAUUGCAUUGAUUCGUCGCGACGAACUAAAUGUACAGGGUGAAAGAGAAGUUUAUAAUGCCGUCCUAAAGUGGGUAAAAUUUGACGAGGAGAAUCGUUAUCCAAAAAUGGAACACAUUCUGUUUUCGGUUCGUUGUCAAUUUCUCACACCCACAUUCCUUCGCGAGCAAAUGAAAAACUGUGAUGUUUUGCGCAAAGUACCUGCUUGUCGUGAGUACUUGGCAAAGAUUUUUAAAGACUUGACUCUGCACAAACGGCCGGUUGUAAAGGAACGUAAACCAAAUACAACCCGCAUGAUAUUUGUUGCCGGUGGAUUUUUUCGCCAGUCUCUAGAUAUUUUAGAGGCCUACAAUGUUGACGAUAAAACAUGGACAACAUUGCGCAGUUUGCGAAUACCGCGUUCAGGUUUGGGUGCGGCAUUUCUCAAAGGUGUAUUUUAUGCUGUAGGUGGAAGAAACAAUUCAAUUGGAUCGUCUUAUGACUCGGAUUGGGUUGAUCGCUACAACGCAUUGACUGAACAUUGGAGGCCGUGUGCUCCGAUGACGGUGCCUCGACACCGUGUUGGUGUUGCUGUUAUGGAUGAACUCAUGUAUGCAGUGGGCGGAUCGGCUGGCUCAGAAUAUCAUAACACAGUUGAAUAUUACGAUCCAGAACUGGAUCGUUGGUUUCCAAUUCAACCAAUGCACGCUAAGCGACUGGGCGUUGGUGUGGUUGUGGUAAAUCGUCUUCUUUAUGCAGUCGGUGGCUUUAAUGGAACAGAGCGUCUGGCUUCUGUUGAACGCUAUCAUCCGGAAAACAAUGCAUGGAGUUUUAUUCCACCCAUGACUUGUGGUCGCAGUGGAGCCGGUGUAGCUGCAAUAAAUCAAUACAUCUAUGUGGUGGGAGGUUUCGAUGGUACACGACAACUAUCGUCCGUGGAACGCUUCGAUACAGAAAAUCAAGUUUGGGACCAUGUGGCUCCCAUUAAAAUUGCCCGUAGUGCAUUGUCGUUAACAUCACUUGACGGAAAACUAUAUGCAAUUGGUGGUUUUGAUGGAACAAACUUUCUUUCAAUAGUCGAAGUUUACGAUCCGAAAACCAAUUCAUGGGAACAAGGUACUCCGCUAAGUUCGGGACGAUCAGGUCAUGCAUCGGCCGUUAUUUAUCAGCCUUCGUGUGUUAAUAAUUUCAUGGAUUGCAUUGAAGACGACGGCCAAAAGCGUGAUGGUAGUGGUCCGGGUAGUAAUGACAGUCGAUCCGAUGAUAACUCAAGCGACCAACCCAGUGGAAGUCGAACGGACGGUUCAUUAGGUGGAAGCUCAUCGUUUGUUAGCUUUCAAACAUCCUUCGGAAGCAGUGGAUGUCGAAAUUGCGAAACUGAAGUAGUACCCACUUCAAAGGAAAAAGAAAUUCCCACAAACAGUGAGAAGAAGGCAAACGACCAAUUAUCAUCAUUAUCUUCAAUAAAAGACAUUCCUCAUAGAAAGCGCCGUAGUCGUUGGUGCAAGAAAAUGUGUGAAAUUAGAACCGAAGAAUCAAAUGCAACAAUAGAAUCACCAAUUAUGCCGUAUUUAGAGCAACCAUUAUUAUCAUCUCCGUUCGAAAGUAGCGAUAUUGAAAAUUCCCAUACUCUGGUUAAUAAUUACGUUAACAACUCCAACGAUAAUAGCAAUACGAAUGCAAAUAACACAACAGCACUUCCUUCUCCAAAUGCUAAAAGAAAAUGCCAAUUCAAAUCGAAAUGCCUCAUCGAAGUCAUACGCAAAUGCAAUGCUCGCAAUAUCGUUCAAGAAUAUCUGAACUCAUUGCUAGAGAAACAUUCCAAAAAGUUUGUAACGUUAUCAUGAUUGUAAGCGUUUGCAGUAAUACAACUGUUUUUUACAUAUUUAAGACAUUGACUAGGUUAGUUACACAAACAACAUUCACAGAUUCAUACUUCGUCACCUAAAACAAAAAAGACCACAAAAUAUUUAAUAUGAACUCGUAAAAUGCAAAUUUUUCCAAAAAUAUUACACAAUUAUAUUCAUGUUUUCUUAAGUUAUCUUAAUAUGCACAUACAUAUAUUCUAUUUGUCUUACGAUAUGUUGUUAAUUGAGAAAAUUUUACUAAUAACAUGAGACAAAUUAUAAUUUUAUGGUUUUAUAUGCUUUUAGUGGACGACUUACUUUACUACAUACACACGUAUAAUCCUAUUCAUAAAAUAAUGUAUAUUAUACCUAAGUGUUCUCAAAGUCUGGUGUUAUAUAUAGAAUUACAAAUUAAAUACAAAAGCGGAAUUCAUUUUUUAUUGUAAACUACGAUUGCAAAUCUUGCAAUAAUUAGCUAGUCUAGCAUAAAUACAGCUGUGCACUACAGCAAAAAUUCAGAAACUGUGAUUUACUACACUGGACGUAAUUUACUGAAAGACAAACAUUAUAUUCAUAAUAAGAAUAUCCAUAUUCACUUUUCAUAGUAAACUAAUUUUACAAAAUGAUACAACCACAACAACAAAAUAUAUGAAACUGUGUUUUGCUAAUGAUUAUUGAAAAACAAAUAAUUAAAUUAACCAAAUAAGACAUAAGCAAAAAAAAGGACGAUGGAAUUUCUAAUUUAUCGUCUGAUUAUCGUCACAAAAAUUAAAAAGAAAAUAAAUUGAAACGAAUAAACUUUAGGGACAAUAGAAAAGAAAUACAUAUCAUGAUUUUGGAUAUUGAAAAAGGUUGUUCCUCUGAUCAAAUCGUGAAUUGCAUAUUUACAUCACGGAACUUACGCAAAAUUACAACGUAAUUACGUUGUUGCGAUUAUACGAAAGAUCGCAUUUUCAUGAAUUACUUUACUAUGAAAAGUGAAAUUUCCGCUAUAGAUUUUUAUUCAAUUCCAACUGAUUAAUUUUACAACAUUGUAAAUCGUCGCUGAAAUUAAGCCAUUAUCUAUCUCUUUUGGUUCAGAAUUUAUGUGUAAUUUUAUACGACUUUGUUUUGUUUUUGGCUCUUCACGAUAGUUGUUGAAAAACACAGCUGUGUAACUUGUUUUGUAGGUGCCAGAUUUAUAUUACAAAACUCACUUGAAUUUUCUGCACUACUCUUGACUCAGAGCGCAAUAAACGCUGUACAUUUUUUAUUGAAUUUAAAUUUAAACACUUGAAGUAUUAAAAAUAUUGGAAGUGUUGCCCAUGUCAAAAUUAUAAUAAUAAUGGCUAUGUGCAGUUUCUAACGUAAUCAGUGUAAUCAAUUGCAGUGUAAAUUAUCUUUAUAAGUUCAUUCCAAUAUAAAUAGUUAUCCUACAUUAGUAAUUUUCACUUCUAAGCUUUUACUCAAAUGGGUCUAUCAUGGAUGGCAACCGAACUAAAGUUGCGCUGUCAGUUUCCAAAAUGGUAUUACAGAUUGCAAAUGACAGCUAUCAUUUUCUGUUCAACGCAACUGAAGUUCGGUUACUAUCCACUAUCGACCCAUAAUUUUAUACACUUUCACUGACAUAUGUUCUGAUUUAAUCUAAAUUGAAAGAAUAGUUUACUUUGGAAUAUUAACACGUUUGUAUGUAUUUUCUUUUGUAUAUAUUAGUUAUUUUAUUUUAUAAAAUUAUUUGUAUUUUUUUAAUAAUUAUUAUUACGCAUUAAACUUGUAGCUGUAUAUAAUAAUAAUUGCUUACAAACUUCUUUGUUUACGUGGUCGUGGUGGAUUCCAUGAUACAGGGGUAUUAUCAGUUAUUGAUAUAAUGUUUAAACCGCUCAUUUGUAAUCCCUUAAUGGCAGACUGAAAAAAAUAAAUAAUAAUGAUACGAUGAUAAAUUAGCACAAA